AUGAUGGAAGGAAGAAGAUCAAAACAACAAGUUAUCCAAGGGAAAAAAUAUAUUAUUUAUACUGUUCGCUAUGAUGUUUUUCUCUGGAUAUGCUCAUUAUAUUGGUUCUUCCCAAUAACCAGUGGAUGCAAAGCUGUUUCAAAGGGAGGAAUUGCUCAAGACCUUCGUACAAAUGGGCAUAAAAGAUUAACUUAUCGCCCCAUAUCUGUUGAAACUGGAGUCAUUGCUCAGGCAAAUGGUUCAGCAAGAGUGAAGAUGGGUAAAACUGAAGUCAUAGUUUUGCCUUGUCUUCUCAACUUGUUGACCAAUAACCACAAAAAAAGUAUUAAGAAAGAAGCUUGUUGGACCAUAUCAAACAUCACUGCUGGCAACAAGAAGCAGAUUCAGUCAUUGAAGCAAAUAUCAUUGGCCCUCUUAUUCAUCUGCUUCAAAAUGCAGAAUUUGAUAUCAAAAAAGGAGGCUGCAUGGGCUACCUCAAAUGCUACUUCGAUUGGAAGCCAUGACCAAAUCAAGUAUUUGGUAAGUGAGGGAUGUAUUAAGCCCUUGUGUGAUUUACUGAUAUGUCCAGACCCAAGAAUAGUGACAAAGGGUUGGAGAAGAUUGAGAAUUUACAGAGUAAUGAUAACAACGAGAUUUUAUGAGAAAGCAGUGAAGCUUCUUGAGACUUAUUGGUUGGAGGAAGAGGAUGAUGCCAUGCCACUUGUCGAUGCAGCUACAACUCAGCCUCCUGUUGGUGAUGUUUUUGUUCCUUCUGGUGGAUUCAAGGAAAAGGAGGUGAAGAAUUUUCAAUGGAACUCUCUGCGGCCUUGCAGCAAUUUCUUUUGGGUGGUAAAACUUGAGCGGGUGAGGAACCUGGGGAAGCCAGUUGAACUUGUUGGACAAUAUUACUUAGAUGGGGCUGAUGAGGUUAGCUUUUUUAAUAUUACCGGCUUUCGCGAUUUCCCUCUGGGCGAUUUGCCAAUGUUGCAGGUACAUAUAUAUGCUCUUUCAUUCUCCUUUGGUGGUGGUAUAAGAGAUUUCACUGAUGCAAAUGGAAGGUACUAUUCUAGUUUGGAGGUGGCUUCAGAAUAUUUCAGAUCUGGUGCAGAUAAGAUAUCUAUCGGGAGUGAUGUUGUUUAUGCUGCAGAAGAGUAUCUAAAAACAGGAGUAAAAAUGGGAAAGAGGAGCUUAGAACAGAUUUUCCAGAGUGUAUGGGAAUCAGGUCUGGAGUAA
Lactuca virosa is the source of this 1212-nucleotide messenger RNA. The record is from the annotation of a GenBank genome assembly. Lineage: Eukaryota; Viridiplantae; Streptophyta; Magnoliopsida; Asterales; Asteraceae.